Messenger RNA from Caenorhabditis remanei, 495 nucleotides. RefSeq lists its product as uncharacterized. The record is from RefSeq and is a predicted model, not a curated record. The coding region runs from base 1 to 495 and encodes 164 amino acids. The transcript is spliced from 4 exons. NCBI's taxonomy places the organism in Eukaryota, Metazoa, Nematoda, Chromadorea, Rhabditida, Rhabditidae.
AUGGCUGGAAGUAAUCGGUACCUGGUUGGAAUAUUUGGUGGAGUUGGUGCUGGAAAAAAACUCCUCUCCGAAACCCUCACCAGACACCUCCGUGAUCCACGCAUCGAAAUUUUUCAUACUUUUCACAAAACCCCACCCCCAGCUCACCUGGACUACCGAAUCUACAUCGACCGCCCGUUCGAUAAGCUCCUGGAGAAAUAUGUUCUAAACCUCCCGGUGAAGUCUCUGAUCGACAAAAAAGUGCUGGAAGAGAAUUUAAAAGAGUUCCGGCGGUUUCAUAUGGAAAAUGUGGUGCUGCAGAAGGUUCUGGCGGAUUUUUGGUUCACAGGGGAGGCGGAGGAUGACAAAAUCCAUCAGUUGGCUAUGGAAAUAAUGAGAAAACGAAGGAAUUUUGAUGAGGAGGAAAAUGUGAGAAUCUAUCUGGAAGCAAAUCAUGGAAACGGUGGAAAAAACCAUCCGGACAAGUUGAAAGCAAGGAAUUCAAUUAUUUUUUGA